AUGCCGUACACGACUCUUUUGGGUCGUAUUGCCAGGGUUUGUCUUGUGGGACAGGGCAUAUGGCGAUCUCAGACAUGGCUCAUCUGCGGUGAUGUCGUUGCGCCACACAACCCCAGUAGGGUAUUUCGCCAAUUUGGUUAUCACCAGCGGAUACCCGGUGACGCAUUACUUCUCACUGCGGCGGAAAUUACUAGCCUGCUCAAGAGGAAGCCGUUUGGAGGAUCCGAUAGGAGAUGGUUACAACAACUAGGGAUAUAUCUCCAGGUUUGGAAUGAUCGCCACGGCCAAGUUGUGGGGACUGAUGAUCUUUAUGUUGGCGAGCCUUCCGCAGAUUCGGAGUAUCUCUUGUGGUACCAUCAGGUUACUGUGAAGUAUGUUACGGAUCCGACGGACUCUAAAAAUGCGAGGGGUUUUCACUGUUCUGCAGAGACCUUGCGCCUCAUGGCCACAUUGAUGGAGGACGUUCGUAGUCUGAGUAUUAUAGGCCAGCGUACUUUCGACGCGGACUCCUUUGGUUAUGAUCGCUUAGGCGAGAUUGCCCAGGUUGCUGAGCGGGCGUUGUCCGUCAAUGCAACAAAUGUUGUACGUCACGAUCUCGAUAGGCAUGUUGAGGUUCAUGACAUUUUGAGUCAAGAACUUGCAUCUGUAGACCCGACCCAGCAACAUCCAACACCCAGACCUCCGAGGCGUUCGCGCAGGUCUCAGCGUGGGCAUGGGGGGCAAGAGACAAUCACAACAUCUCAGCCACAUCAGUCCUCCCAGCAUGAGCAGUCUCAUAUUCCCUUCACUGGCGGUUCAUCCCAUCAGUCUCCACAUCAGUCUCCACUCCAUUCUCGACAGCAUUCAGCCCAUCAGUCUCCACAUCAUUCAUCCCAUCAGUCUCCACAUCAUUCUUCGCCGACCCAUCAGCGUUUUAUCGUCCGAUUAUGUCUCCCAGUACAGCAGUCAAUUUUUCCUUCACUCGGUUUUCCUCCCUCGACUUCGGCGUCGGUUUGGAGAUUCUUUUAUUGA
Molecule: messenger RNA, 1011 nt
Organism: Oldenlandia corymbosa var. corymbosa
Lineage: Eukaryota; Viridiplantae; Streptophyta; Magnoliopsida; Gentianales; Rubiaceae
Source: the annotation of a GenBank genome assembly